AUGCAAGUCAUGAAUAACCCAUUUGUCACCGGAGUUGGUUUGAGUGGAAACUACGAUUCCCGUACAUUGUCUUUGGGUGAUAGUUUUUCCGGAUCUGGUAAAGGUUAUCAACUGGGAUCUUUAGGAAAUGGUCAAAGCCCGCAGUUUGACUUUACAGGAAAAAAUUUAGAACAAGUACCUUCAGGACACUUGGGUACCCAAAAACUUCACACUAUGGUGAGUUUUAGUAGCCUGGAACCACAUACACCAUCAACUUCUUACGGGCAACCUCAAGAAUCCUACGGAGCACCUACUGAAAGUGAUUCGAAUUCUUUCAAUGUCGGACAUCAGUCUGUGCAACAAACGUAUGGAACACCUGAUUUUGUAGGUUCUCAAGGAGCAAUUUCAUCAGUGAUGAUUCAAUCUGGGGACAAACAAGGACCUGUUAUGUUCUACGGUGGAACACCAACCCCAAAUAGCCUGUCUGGUACUUUCAUCACCAUGGCAAACAAUCCAUCGAACUCUUAUGGAGUUCCAAUGUAUGCUCAAAGUUCAGGAAGCCAAUCAGGACAUCAACCUUCAUUCUCAGUUGGUGGACACACUAAUCAACUAUUUGCUUCCUACACAACUGGUGGUGGGCAAUCCAACAUCAACCAGAAUCGUCUUAUGGGGCACCUCAGAUUUCUUAUACUUCACACCAAGGAAGAAUCCAGUGCAUCUUACUUGCCCCCAAGUAGUUCUUAUGGGGCACCUACUGCAAGUGCCUCGACGAGUUACGAGGCACCCAGUGUGUCUUAUGGGGCACCCAAUACUAAAAUUCCGUUCAAACCUUCUCCAUUUAUCGGAGCAACAUCUCCUUUGUCCUACAAGGAAUCUAAUCGCGAUUUAAAUGCUUACAGCACCCAAAUCAGUCAUAAUUAUGAGGCAGCUGGUGGUUCAUCAUAUGAUGCUCCAGUUUAUAAUACUAUUAGUUACAGCAUGCCUUCAUCUUUGGAUACUCAGUACACCCAAACUCACUAAAAAACAUAUGCAGUAUUUAAUAUAGUAACUAACUUGCUUACAAAAAAAUCUCAUUAAAUUUUGUUAUUC
Molecule: messenger RNA, 1068 nt
Organism: Ctenocephalides felis (cat flea)
Lineage: Eukaryota; Metazoa; Arthropoda; Insecta; Siphonaptera; Pulicidae
Product: pro-resilin-like
Exons: 1
Coding region: 1-999 (332 amino acids)
Source: RefSeq, a predicted model, not a curated record